GCCAGCGGACCCGCAUUCAAGUCCGGCUACAAUCACGCCAAGCCUUUCAUUAAUGUAGAUCUCUAUCCAUUGAUGUUACGGGUAUUGCAAUUGUUUCCCACAACUCAGUUCCCGAGCAAUGGAUCGCUCACUAAUGUCUGGGAUUUACUCAUUCCUCCCAUUUAUUCCGAAGAUUACGACACAUCGACUCAGAAGUGGUUUAAUUUAAUUCUCUAUGUUUUUGGCGGAUUCGGUGUCUUAUUCUUCGGCAGCGUUUGCCUCAUCUGCAGCACAAAUGUCCGAAAAUCAUUGCGUAAGUCUCGGCCGCCGGACAUCGUGUGGGACUCGUUGGGCAACGGACUGGACAUCGACUUGCGGUCACACUUGGGUCCAGAUGUGCACGACUUCUCUAAGCCUUUCGACGACGACAUUAUAAACCGCGCAAAACGUCUUCAACGGCCGGAAGAGACACUUCUUCUACUGGAAGACGACGACGAGGAGGAUCUGUGAUAAUACUUGUUAUUAAUUAUUAUUGAAUAUAUAUUAUAAACAAAUUGUUGUUAUUUUAUAUGAAAACUGAUUCCGGAUUCUAAUUGGUCUCAAAUCACGGAUUAUUUGUUAAAAUGAAAACUGAUUUGUUUUUUAUUGUAAAAACAAUACAACUCUUUUUUUUAGUCACGAAAUUAUUUGCCAAUCCAUUAAUGCUUUUAAUCAUUACUUAAUUUGGUUUUUUAAUUAUCAUAUUUUUUAUAUUCAUUCUCCGACU
Messenger RNA from Medioppia subpectinata, 745 nucleotides. NCBI's taxonomy places the organism in Eukaryota, Metazoa, Arthropoda, Arachnida, Sarcoptiformes, Oppiidae. The record is from the annotation of a GenBank genome assembly.